Molecule: messenger RNA, 2513 nt
Organism: Xenia sp. Carnegie-2017
Lineage: Eukaryota; Metazoa; Cnidaria; Anthozoa; Malacalcyonacea; Xeniidae
Exons: 4
Coding region: 504-1643 (379 amino acids)
Biological process (GO): protein polyubiquitination; positive regulation of protein catabolic process; proteasome-mediated ubiquitin-dependent protein catabolic process
Molecular function (GO): ubiquitin-protein transferase activity
Source: RefSeq, a predicted model, not a curated record
GUGCUGCUACGAAAUUAUAAAAUUUACUAGAUUAAUAAAGCAAGACUGUUUACCUCAGAUAAAGACCCGAUUUCAUAGCUGUCCCUGGUCUCCCAUAAACUUAACUAACGAGUUACGAUUUAAUGUCGUAAUUACGUUUGUAGUGGGGAAUAAACCGACAAUAAAUGCAAGCGGCGGUAACGAGUAAGGUGAUUGCGGAAACGCAACUGUAUGGCGUUCCGUUCCGGUCAUAAUUAUAUGAAGUUGAUCAAACGAAAAACAAUCGCUCAUAAAUAUGUCGAACUUUCAAAGUUGAAGUUCAAACGUUAAAAACUAAAACAAAAUGCCCAAUGUCAAUAGCAAACAUCAAUGCAUACAGUCGAACCGCUCAAAAAUAAAUCGAAGUGCAAAAAUAUAAGUCGAAGGGAAACGGAAGUCACUGAGAUAUUAGCGGAUAUGGUCUAUGGUCAUACAAAACCAUUCAAAACCUACUUAAUAAGAUAUAACUAUGACUCAUAUCAAAAAUGGCGGACAACUUAAAUGAAAUAGUUAGGCGUGUUGUGUCGUCUCUUCAAAAUUUACCGGACACUGCUUCCAGCAAUACCCCAAGCAGAAGCGAUGAUAGUACUAGUAGCAGGUCCUUUGGCUCAGUUGAAGAAGAAAUCGGCCAAAGAUUCCAAAUUCCUCGUGUGUCGUCGGGAAUUGCUAAUAGGAUUCAUAGUUCCAGAAGAAGUGAAAGAGGUCGGUUUAUCCCUUACACUACAAAACAAAAAGGGAAAUACAAAGCCAAACCUGCUGCAGAGUUGGUUAUAAAAGACGUGUGUCUACUACCUAAUCCAGAUUGGGAUCAAGUCCCUCGGCGACAAGUAAAGGAAGACCUCGUGAAAAGAAGUUUAUUUGUUGACGCAUGCAGUCUUGAUAAAUCGUGGUCAGAAGAUCAAUUACGAGCGGAAUUACAGGAUGAUGACAUUGUUGAAUUGAGUGAUAAUGUGGAUAAUUUUGUCAGAAGUAGUGAUAUAAGAUCGUAUGUAUCACGCAAUUUGGAGUCCAAUCAAAGGCAAAGCAGUGAGCAAUAUGUUACUGUUAUUCCAACUACCACUCCAUCGCUCCCAAUUGCUUGUGAGACAGGUGAAACUUCCGAUGGCAUAAGAAGUUCUUUAAAUCUCUGUAGCAUUGAAAAGCAGAAACUAGAUGAAAUGUUCCCAAAUUGUCCUGCUGAAGUGUUUGCACAAGCUGUAAAUUGUACAACACUUGAUCUGGCUGUGGACUAUGUUAUAAGUCAUAUACCUACCAAGUCAGAUGAACAACAAUUUGAUGGCUCUAAAAUUGAGGAGGAUGCAUGUUUAAAAGACCUAUUAUACUCUCUACAACCCAUCCUUGGGACUCCUACAUGCUUGACAGUCAGCAGAUCAUCAAUUUUUGCUGAUAGUGUGUCAUUUUUCAAACACAGACAUUUUGAUUUUAAGAAACCAUUGAAGGUCACAUUUGAAGACGAAUCAGCAAUUGAUGGUGGUGGCCCUAAACGAGAGUUCUUCACUUUACUGUUGCGUGAACUCCUUUCUCCAUCAGCUACUACUCGUCUUUUUGAAGGAAGAGAUGGAAUUUUUUUACCAAUGCACAAUACAGAUGCUCUUAGAUCAAAUCUGUAUAAGGUGGCUGGAUAGAUUAUUGCAGCAUCAAUAGUUCAUGGUGGUCCUGGUUUUCCAUAUUUUCCAAAGGUUUUGUAUGCAUAUUUCCUCAACCCUCAGCCUAAUGACGUGGUGGAUCACCUCCGUCCAGAGGAUGUUGUUGAUGCUGAAUAUGAAGAUGUCUUGAAAAAGCUAGAUGCUUUUGAUGAAGAAAACAACGAAACCUUGGCUUCUGAAAUUCAACCUUUGUUAGUUGAGUCAGGUUUUCCUCAUCCCGUCAAUAUUGAUAAUCGUUUUCAAGCUAUUAUGUCCUUGUGUCUGCAUGGAGUCAUCUUAUCCAGGAAGGCUGAAAUUGAUCAAUUGAUGAUCGGCUUAUGCCCACUUCUUGACGUAAUCAGAAGACAUCCAGACAAGAUGGAAACCUUAUUUGUGGCUGGUACUUGCCCACCUUUGACACUCCAUGAUUUUUAUCUGUUGUUCAGUUUGAUAAUGUUGAGAUUCGCAUCAAACAGUUUUUCACUUGGUAUCUUUCAUCACAAAGUUCUAGAAUUCCUAGUGUUUUGAUGUUUUCAACUGGUUGCAAAUCCUUACCUCCAAUGGGUUUUCAUCCAUCGAGUAUAACUAUUCUUCAAAAUACAUUCAUUUACCCCAAUGCUAACACAUGUCCAUUGGAAUUGGAAUUACCUGGUGAGGUAAAAAACUAUGAAGAGUUUGAAAGAAAUAUGGACUCAGCCUUGAAUUUCCAAGAAGAAGGUUUUGGAAUUGUAUAGAGGGUAUAUAAAACAGAACUAAGUUUUGUUAGAUUUGAAACUGUUUGUAUGUUGACUUUUACACUAUUAGUGCUGAACUUAAAAGUUACUAUAUCUAUUGCAUUUUAAAUGCUUCUUAACAAAGUCUUGUAUUGGA